Molecule: messenger RNA, 903 nt
Organism: Aspergillus steynii IBT 23096
Lineage: Eukaryota; Fungi; Ascomycota; Eurotiomycetes; Eurotiales; Aspergillaceae
Exons: 2
Coding region: 181-810 (209 amino acids)
Source: RefSeq, a predicted model, not a curated record
UUACCGAUCUACUGUCUUCUCGGGCGGCUGAAUGCAAGUAUGGGGCCAGGAAUUAUCAGGCAAACGGUUCUACAGAAGAGUGAGGUGAUGCGAUGCUGUGCGGUCAUUUGUUUGGAAGAUCAACCCGAACAAUGGAAAGACCCUGAUCUGCUCUUCCAUUGGAUGAUCAUCCCUUGAAGGAUGUCACUGUCAAUCUUGCAGGUAGGCCAAUCGAUGGGAGGCCUAGUGUUUCAACCUUUCCCCUCCCUCUCCUCUCCUGGUAGGGCAUACCUCAUCGAUAUUACGGAGAAGGAGAAGAAAGGGGGAGGAAUGAGAGAUCGCUUCCCACCGACUAUUUGCCUGACUCCAUACAUGUGCGACUUCCCUAUAGGUGGAGGGGUGGAUACCAGCCCAGCUCAAUCUCAUCAUCGUAGUCUGUCUGUAACAGAUUCAUGGCCUCCUUUCGAGUUUCCAGCGCCAAAUCCCCACCGACAGUCCCGUCCGUUCUCCAUACACGCAGAAUACGGAGUAACCCGCCCACCGUCAUUUCAACUGCAUUUGCCUUGCUGGAAGAUCCACCCCGGCCCCCCUUAUAUGGGCACUAUUAUCACGACUAUCCGGAGGACUACGACUAUUCUUGCGGUGGUUGCGACAGUUUCGCUCCUCAGUUUCGAAAUACAACCUUUUUUCCCAGGCACCCGGCACGGCGGUCAUUCUGGGGAAAAAGUAUGUGGAUCUUGGAGAUCCUCCUUUUUUUUUGCUUUUUAUUUUUAUUUUUUUUUUUUAAUUUUCGUUUCUUGUCGCUCGUUGAUGCCCGUCGACUCCUUGUAGAUAAUGACGGGGUAUUAAGGCAUGCCCGAGGAUUAUGAUGAUUACUGCGGAGUAUUAUUUUUCAGAUAUGAAGGGAAAUUUGAAGGUCGGACU